This is a messenger RNA of Penicillium daleae, 1299 nucleotides long. Its product is annotated as MOSC domain protein. The coding region runs from base 1 to 1299 and encodes 432 amino acids. The record is from RefSeq and is a predicted model, not a curated record. The transcript has a single exon. Gene Ontology annotation, molecular function: molybdenum ion binding; pyridoxal phosphate binding; catalytic activity. Lineage: Eukaryota; Fungi; Ascomycota; Eurotiomycetes; Eurotiales; Aspergillaceae.
AUGUCUUCAAGCAGUAGUUCCCUCGAGAUUUCGUCCCUCGGGGCAUUGUUUAUUUUUGGCCUGCUUUGGAUCGUGGUCAUCGGCAUAUUCCCAUUGCUAGCGCUUGCGCAUGCUUCUCCAAGCAGGGAGCCGAAAGGAUGCCGGCGACUGGGCCUUUCUCCAGGACAAAGCAACCUGGCCGAUGAAUAUGACAAGAAAUACAAUGAGGGUGUGCCUAGCGACCACAAAGACGACAAUGGUCUCCCCGCUUGGCGCGUUAAGGCACUCUUCACCUACCCGAUCAAAUCAUGUGGCGGCAUCGAACUACAAAAGUCCGAGGUCGUGGGUACAGGCCUGAAAUUCGAUCGCCAAUUCGCCUUUGCAGAGGAGACGUCGGAUGGAUGGAACUGUCGUACCCUGCGUAAUGCUGGAUUCCAACGUAUGGCUCUCAUCCACACGGAGAUCUGGGUUCCCGACCCUUCGUCGCCAGAGUAUGACGACCGCCGCCCGGAGAUGCAGUCAGACGGCGUGAUGGUCAUUUCAUAUCCACGAGUUGCACCAUCAGGGCCUCUAGGGCUCAUCGUCAGAAUUGGCAUGGCCAUCCGACUCCUCGGCUCCCGGCUUUCAUUCCAGGUUCCUCUCGUCCCAUCCAAGGAUAGCAAGUACCCUGUGAUCCCAGUCAAAAUCUGGAAAGACAAGCCUCUCGCAUACGACUACCGCAGUCUACUCUCACCUUCCCUGCACGCCUAUCUCGGCUUUGAUCCAUCAAAGUCUCCUUUGAGCCUCUUCCGCGCCCACCCAUCCCACAACCGGGAGAUCUUCCGCAAUGCGCCCCGCAAAGAGCAAAUCGGCUUCCAGCCCAACACCGCCUUUGCAGACGCUUACCCAAUUCACCUCCUCAACAUCACCAGCCAUCGAGAUGUUGCUACGCGCUGUGCAGACGUAAUCCCUCGCUUGAGCAUCAGGCGGUUCCGCGCGAAUAUCAUCGUUCAGGGCCCGGAGGCUUUUGCGGAAGAUCAUUGGAAGAGGAUGAUGGUUGGGGAGACGGAGAUUUAUGCUGCUUGUCGCACUGUGAGGUGUCGACUGCCGAAUGUGGAUCCUGAUACGGGGGAGCGCGACAAGGCAGAGCCGGAUCGUACGUUGAAGGCAUAUCGACGGGUUGACGAGGGCGAUCCCACGAAUGCGUGUCUGGGGCUGCAACUUGUUCCUGCUGUUGAGGACUGUUGUGUUGCUGUUGGUGAUGAGUUGCGUGUUUUGGAGACUGGGGAGCAUCGUUAUAUCAAGAUGCUAGCGCCUGGGGAGAAGGUUGAGGGUGUAUGA